AUGAGGCAUUUGUAUGGGAACUUCAUGAAGUACUACCAAAGUGAUGUUUUCACUGAGCAUUUGUAUCCAGCAGCUAGAAGCUACACUGAGGGCUUGUUCAAGUGGCAUAUGCAGAAAAUAUAUAAUGUAGCUCCAGAUGCUAUAGAUUAUCUUGAGGAGUUCCACUCCAGAAUUUGGUACAGAAGUGGUUUCUCAGAAGCAAGCAAGUGUGAUUACUUGACAAAUAAUGUGUCUGAGAGCUUCAAUGCACAGAUAAGACAUCUAAAAGGUUUGCUGCUUCAUGAAUUGGUUGAUGGGUUUAGAGAAUUGAUCAUGGAGAAGAGAUAUCUGAGGAGAAAUAUAGGAGAACAGAUGGAAGAUGGAGUAUUGCCAAAUGUGAUUAAGGAACUUAAUGCCAUAAGCAUGAACCUGCAGGUUGUUAAAGUAUCCAGGAGUGAUGAUGACAUAGCAGAAGUGACUCUAAUUGACAAGUGGAACAACACUAGAAGGCAUUCUGUGAACCUGAAAACCCACAAAUGUUCAUGUAGAGAAUGGCAAGUGACAGGCAAACCCUGCAGGCAUGCCUUGGCAUGGAUUUUGUCCAACAGAGGCCUGAACAUUGGGGAUUAUAUGCAUGAGUACUACUCAGUUGCAAGGUUCAGAGCUGCAUAUGAAGGGAGAGUUGAAGCAUUACCAGACAGAUCCCAGUGGCCAGUUGUGGACCUUGGCUUCAAAGUGUAUCCUCCUUUACUGGGUAGAUCAGCAGGCAGGCCUAGGAAAUUCAGGAUUCGGGGAUGUCUAGAGAAAAAUGCAACAAAAAAGAAAGAGAGAUGCAGAAGGUGCAAAAAAUUUAGUCACUUCUCCAAGACUUGCCAGAUGCCAGUUGUUGGAGAAGAUGGAGAAACUGCCACUCCAAAGAAGAGAAAGAGACAGGUUGCUGAGGACAUAGCUGGACCAACUCAGAAAAAUAAGAAGAAGAUUUCCCCCAAGAGAAAGAAGACCCCAAAGAAAAAGAAGACCCCAUCCAAGAAAAAGCAAAAGCAAGCUGAAGCUGCACCUGCUCCCAGUGUUGUGAGGAGUCUGAAAGCCUGGCUGAACACUUCUGCUGGAGGAUCUGAGGCCUAA
This is a messenger RNA of Panicum virgatum (switchgrass), 1104 nucleotides long. RefSeq lists its product as uncharacterized. The record is from RefSeq and is a predicted model, not a curated record. NCBI's taxonomy places the organism in Eukaryota, Viridiplantae, Streptophyta, Magnoliopsida, Poales, Poaceae. Gene Ontology annotation, molecular function: zinc ion binding. The transcript has 2 exons. The coding region runs from base 1 to 1104 and encodes 367 amino acids.